Molecule: messenger RNA, 1094 nt
Organism: Hypomesus transpacificus
Lineage: Eukaryota; Metazoa; Chordata; Actinopteri; Osmeriformes; Osmeridae
Product: splicing factor U2AF 35 kDa subunit
Exons: 7
Coding region: 94-918 (274 amino acids)
Biological process (GO): mRNA splicing, via spliceosome
Cellular component (GO): U2AF complex; spliceosomal complex
Molecular function (GO): pre-mRNA 3'-splice site binding; metal ion binding
Source: RefSeq, a predicted model, not a curated record
AGUUCAAGUGCUUCUGACGAAAAACACAUUCCUGGCACACAGCAACUGUGUUCCACCGAUGACGUUCACCACAAUAAGUUUGACGAACCAAAAAUGGCGGAGUACCUGGCGUCCAUUUUCGGUACUGAAAAAGACAAGGUCAAUUGUUCAUUUUAUUUCAAAAUUGGAGCGUGCAGGCAUGGAGACCGCUGCUCUAGGUUGCACAACAAACCAACUUUCAGCCAGACCAUUGCCCUCUUGAACAUUUACCGUAACCCUCAAAACUCUGCCCAGUCUGCCGAUGGUUUACACUGUGCCGUCAGCGAUGUGGAGAUGCAAGAGCACUACGACGAGUUCUUUGAAGAGGUCUUCACGGAGAUGGAGGAGAAGUACGGCGAGGUGGAGGAGAUGAACGUGUGCGACAACCUGGGUGACCACCUCGUGGGGAACGUCUAUGUGAAGGUGGCUGACGGGGGACGGUGGGGGACAACCGCUGUGUUUAGAAGCCCUCGCGAUGACCCAUGUGUGACCCCUCUGGUUGUGACUAGUGCGUGUUGCGCGUGCUCUCAUGUACACAUGCAGUUCCGCCGGGAAGAGGACGCCGAGAAGGCGGUGAUGGGCCUGAACAACCGCUGGUUCAACGGUCAGCCCAUCCACGCAGAGCUGUCCCCCGUCACGGACUUCCGAGAAGCCUGCUGUCGCCAGUAUGAAAUGGGAGAGUGCACGCGAGGUGGCUUCUGCAACUUCAUGCACCUAAAACCCAUAUCACGAGAGCUCCGUAGGGAGUUGUAUGGACGCCGCAGGAAAAGGCACCGCUCCAGCUCGCGUUCGCGAGACAGGCGCUCCCGGUCCAGAGACCGUGGUCGUGGCGGCGGCGGUGGUGGACGGGACCGUGCAAGACGGAGGUCAAGGGACAGAGAACGUUCUGGAAGAUUCUAAAUUUAAAGCCAAGAUCCGUCCCAUCUGUCCCUUCACUCCUCUCUCUUCAUCCUUCCAGUCCCAUCCCUCUUGGCCCUGUGAUAAAAAUGGUUAAAUGUUGCAGCCCGAUUUUCUUUUAUUUGCUUUUUUUAAAGACACAGGUGUGUUUCUUUCUUAAUAAAACAUCUUUGUAGUGA